Molecule: messenger RNA, 1440 nt
Organism: Tilletiopsis washingtonensis
Lineage: Eukaryota; Fungi; Basidiomycota; Exobasidiomycetes; Entylomatales
Product: kinase-like protein
Exons: 6
Coding region: 1-1440 (479 amino acids)
Biological process (GO): mitotic spindle organization; protein phosphorylation; regulation of cytokinesis
Cellular component (GO): spindle midzone; chromosome passenger complex; spindle microtubule
Molecular function (GO): protein kinase activity; ATP binding
Source: RefSeq, a predicted model, not a curated record
AUGGGUGCGCUGCAGGUGCAGCCGCUGCAGGCGCCCGGCGCCGCCUCGUCGUCGCGCCCGCCCGUCGCCGGCGCGCAUCUGGCGCGCAAGCCGUCGCUCGAUGCUCUGAGCGCCAACAGCCGCGCGCCAUCGCGGGCAGGCAGUGCGCUGCCGUCUGAGAACGGCUCGGCGCCGGCAUCAGCGCGGCCAUCGACGAACCAGGCGCGCGCGCCGCCGCACAAGACGGCCUCGGGCGCUGCGCCGCCGCGUGCGCCGCCGACGGCCAGCUCGGUCGCUCUGCGCGCCGUCGACAUUGGCAAGUACGACGGCGGCAUGGAGCGCGACGAGCGGCGCGGGCGGCGAACAGGCGACUUUGGCGGCAAGGACGCGGCGCUGCUGGCGCUAGACUCGGGCACGAGCUCUGCGCACCGGCCAACGCGCGUGUGGACGCUGUCGCAGUUCGAGACGGGCCGUGCGAUGGGCAAGGGCAAGUUUGGGCGCGUCUACAUUGCCCGCACCAAGGCAGACCGCGAGGGCAAUGGCGGCGGCUUCAUCUGUGCGCUCAAGCUGCUGUACAAGAAGGACUGCGUCAUGUACAAUGUGCAGGGCCAGAUCCGGCGCGAGGUGGAGAUCCAGAUGAAUUUGAGGCAUCCCAACGUGCUGCGCCUCUAUGGCUACUUCCACGACGAGGGCCGCGUGUUCCUCAUGCUCGAGUUCGCGGCCAAGGGCGAGAUGUACAAAAUAAUGAGCAAGCUAGAUGGCCGGCGCUGGACAGAGGCCGAGGCAGGUCGAUUCACGGGCCAGAUGGCCGACGGCCUGGCGUACCUGCACAGCAAGCAUGUGAUCCACCGCGACAUCAAGCCCGAGAACCUGCUCGUGGGCCUCAACGACGUGCUCAAGAUUGCCGACUUUGGCUGGUCGGUGCACGCGCCGGGCGACCAUCGGCGCACGGCAUGUGGCACGCUCGACUACAUGCCGCCCGAGAUGAUUGAGGACGUGCCGCACGGCCAUCAGGUCGAUCUGUGGGCCUUUGGCAUUCUCAUCUUCGAGUGGCUCGAGGGCACGCCGCCGUUUGACAGCCAGGACACGUUCAACGCCAACCGCGACUACCAGGAGGCGGCGCACACGCGCGGGCGCAUCCGCAAGGGUGACUACGAGUUCCCGUCGCACUUCCAGCCCUCUGCCGCGGACCUCGUCAACAGACUGUUGCAAAUCAACCCCAAAGAGCGGCUGCCGUUGGACCGCGUCAUGCAGCACCCGUGGGUGCGCAAGUGGGACGCCGACGUGUACGAGCGCGCCAAGAGCGGCGGCUAUCUCGCCGACACGCCCGCGCACAAGCUGCCGUCGAAGAACAUCAACACUGCGCCCAUGCGGCCGAUCCAGGCACGCCAGGCCAAGGAGGCCCGGCAGCGCGUCGCCAAGCUCGAGGCGCAGCAGGCGCGCGCCGAGGGCAAGGCUUGA